This is a messenger RNA of Dioscorea cayenensis subsp. rotundata (Guinea yam), 1282 nucleotides long. RefSeq lists its product as uncharacterized. Gene Ontology annotation, molecular function: RNA binding. NCBI's taxonomy places the organism in Eukaryota, Viridiplantae, Streptophyta, Magnoliopsida, Dioscoreales, Dioscoreaceae. The record is from RefSeq and is a predicted model, not a curated record. The coding region runs from base 1 to 1089 and encodes 362 amino acids. The transcript has 10 exons.
AUGGCAUACACACCUUUAGAACCUCAAAUCACAGGGAAUCUGGUGGAAAAAGAUGAGAUAUGUCUCAUGUUGAAACACUGGAUAACUGCAUUAAAAGACAUUCAGAGAUGUAAUGGAGAUAAAAUUGGCAAUCACUACAAUGGACCCUUUCCUCGGCCUGCAAUGAUAGGUGGUCCUCAACCAUCUAACUACUGUCAUCAUCCAUCAUCACAGUUCCAAGAAGUAGGGAGACAUGUUUACCAAGCAUAUCCCCAUCCGAAUCCAUUUCCAUACUACCAACAACAAUUCUUUGCACCGCCGCCAUACGAUCCAUUUGUGAAUAAUCGCCAAACAACUUCUUUUGUAUGCAAUCAAGCACAUACCUACCAUGUAGAACAGAAUUCUAGACCAAAUCCUCCUACAUUGGAUCAUCGCUUCAGAUCGAAGGCACUUGUUCGACAAUGGCAUGUUCCUCCUGUACCUUAUUCUGCUGCUGCUCCUUGUUCACCUGCUGCUUCUGUUGGUGUUCGGACACCACCUUUUGAUUUAUCUUCUGCUUCCCAUUAUCACAAUUCUUUUCAAGGUCAACACAAAGUGGAUAAAAGGGCUUCUAUUGUACAUCAAGUAGAGUAUUAUUUCAGUGAUGAAAAUUUUGCCAUCAGACCAUCACCUGCCUCUUUAUUGGAUAAAGAUGGAUGGGUUUCUAUUCAUUGUAUUGCAAGUUUCAGAAGACUAAACAAUUUGGCCAAGAAUAAUACGUGGUUGAUUCUAGAUGUAUUGAGAAGUUCAAACUUCAUAGAAAUCCGGGGUGACAAGAUACGUAGGCGUGAUUGGUCAAAAUGGAUUCAAGCAUCACGUCACCAUGCAUCUUCAUCAAAGUCUCAUGUCACUAUAGACCCAUCCCAAGGGGAACAAAGGACUCCCGUAACUGCAAAACAAUCCAAUUUAAAUCAAAUCAUGCUGCAAAAGGAUUGCCUUCCAUGCAAUAAUAGUAUUGACAACAAUGAUGAACUGAACACCCUAACUCAAAACCUUUAUAAUGUUAAAAUCGUCGCAGAGCCAGCGAAAGAUUUAAAAAACUCGCCCUGCUCCAGAGAAGACAAGAAUUAAAAGUGCAGUCAUGAGAAUUGUGUUUGUAUAUGUGUUCAUGAUUGAGAUCACACUUGCAAAUUGUUUUGUCUUCAAAUGUGUAUAGGGUUUUUGCUUACAUACACAUAUAAAAAUGGGUAAUUGUUGAUAUACCCUUGUAGAAAUGGUAUAUGCUUAUGAGCCUCUCUAACUUAUACCGGCAAUUAUCCAUUUU